Echinostoma caproni is the source of this 297-nucleotide messenger RNA. The record is from the annotation of a GenBank genome assembly. NCBI's taxonomy places the organism in Eukaryota, Metazoa, Platyhelminthes, Trematoda, Plagiorchiida, Echinostomatidae.
AAACGCGGUCUGAUCAAGCGUUUCGGGCUUUCAGAAGUGACCAUCAUUCGGUACAUGAAUUUGGUUGAAGAGCACUAUCGAGCAGUUCCCUAUCAUAACCGUGUACAUGCCGCAGACGUCGUGCAGUCCACGCACAUUCUGUUGAACGCGCAAGCCCUUACGUCUGUAUUUACUGAUCUGGAAGUUCUGGCCGUCCUGUUCGCCUGUGCCAUACACGAUGUGGAUCAUCCCGGCUUGACAAACCAAUAUUUAAUCAAUACCAGUAAGUCAUUGAUUAUUCAGAACAUUUCAGGCUAA